Anneissia japonica is the source of this 4250-nucleotide messenger RNA. RefSeq names its product probable ATP-dependent RNA helicase DDX46. Gene Ontology annotation, biological process: mRNA splicing, via spliceosome. Gene Ontology annotation, cellular component: nucleus. NCBI's taxonomy places the organism in Eukaryota, Metazoa, Echinodermata, Crinoidea, Comatulida, Comatulidae. The record is from RefSeq and is a predicted model, not a curated record. Gene Ontology annotation, molecular function: RNA helicase activity; nucleic acid binding; ATP binding.
GCAAAAAAAAAGUGAGGAGUGGUGGCGGGCUUCAACAACGCAGUUCGCGACUCCGUCGUUUGGGCAUGGCGUUCGUUUUGCUGUAACUGGCUAGGCCAAGUGUAAAUACGGUAGAUGUAGCUCAGUGUCUUAAAAUGGCAAGGGAAAACAGACAGUACCGAAAACGUUCGCGGUCAAACAGCAGUGAUUCUGAUCAUGAUAAAAAGACCAGAAAACGCUCACGUUCUCGAAGUAAAGGGCGUUCUAGAAGCCGUGAAAGAGAAAGAAAGCGCUCUCGAAGUAGAGAAAGAAAUCGUGAUAGAGCUAGAGAACGUGAUAGAUCUAGGGAACGUAAUAGAUCUAGAGAACGUAAUAGAUCGAGGGAGCGUGAUAGAUCUAGAAGAUCACACUCACGUGAGAGGCAAAGAAGGAGACGUUCGAGGAGUAGAGAAAGAGUUAGAAGAAGGCGAUCACGAUCACGAAGCAAAGACCGAUAUCAAAGGGGUCGGAGUUACGAAAGAAGUGAUAGAAGACAGCGGUCAAGAUCCCCUCGACGUGAACGACGUUCAAGGAGCCGCAAUCGUGAUCAUGAGAGGAGAUCACCAUCUCCAAGUAAGGACAGGAGUCGCAGUCGCAAGUCUCGUUCAAAGAGCAAAGAGAAAUCACAAGAGAAAGAGAAGAUUGUUAAUAGAAAGGAGGAUGUAGUGAAAGAGGAGCCAUCUAUUGUAAAAGAAGAAAAAGAAGAAGAUAAAGGAAUGAUGUUGAGUGAAGGAAACAAGGAAGGAGACGAGAAGGAAGAAGAGAAGGUAAUGGAAAAAAAGAAAGAAGAAAAAGACAAUGAUGAUGAUGAUAAUGAUGAUGGUGAUAUUGAUCCAUUAGAUGCAUUUAUGCAGGGAGUGCAGGAUGAAGUGAGGAAGAUUAAUAAUUCUGAUCGAAAUAAGAAAGGUCUGCCGGACAUGGAGGAGAUACAGGAAAAUGUGCCACUUGGCAAAGUUAGCAUUGUAACAGGAGUUGCCAAAAAGAUACAGUCACAACCGGUUAAAAUACUCAACAAGGGAGAACUUAUGAUAAAUGAUCAAGACGCUAUGGAAUACUCUUCAGAAGAAGAAGAAACCAGUUUAGCAGACACAAUGAAGAAUGCAUUGGAACUUAAAAAAAAGAAAGAACUAGCUGCAGUUGACCAUAGCACAAUUACAUACCAACCAUUCCGCAAGAACUUCUACAUUGAAGUACCUCAGUUGGCAAAGAUGACUGUGGAAGAAGUUGAAGAGAUGCGUGCAGAUUUGGAAUCCAUUAAAAUCCGUGGAAAAAACGUACCAAAGCCAAUUAAAGAGUGGGUGCAGUGUGGCGUUUCAAAAAAAAUACUUGAUGUUCUGAAAAAGAAUAAGUAUGAGAAGCCAACACCAAUCCAAGCACAAGCCAUUCCAUGCAUUAUGUCUGGAAGGGAUUUGAUUGGAAUCGCUAAGACUGGUAGCGGAAAGACCAUGGCAUUCUUGAUUCCUAUGAUGCGGCACAUCCUUGAUCAAGAUCCACUGGAAGCCGAUGAUGGCCCUAUUUCAAUGAUUUUGACGCCGACACGCGAGCUUGCAAUGCAGAUUUACAAAGAAUGCAAGAAGUUCACACGGUCUCAUGGCUUAAAAGUGGUUUGCGUGUAUGGCGGCACAGGCAUUAGUGAGCAGAUUGCUGAACUGAAACGUGGCGCUGAGAUUAUUGUGUGUACCCCUGGAAGAAUGAUUGAUAUGUUGGCAGCCAACAAUGGUCGAGUUACAAAUCUAAGAAGAUGUACCUACCUUGUCCUCGAUGAAGCUGAUAGGAUGUUUGAUAUGGGCUUUGAACCGCAGGUGAUGAAAAUAGUUGACAACAUUCGUCCAGAUCGCCAGACUGUCCUCUUCUCAGCUACAUUUCCUCGUCAGAUGGAGGCGCUAGCCAGAAGAAUAUUAACUAAGCCAGUUGAAGUACAGGUUGGAGGACGGAGUAUUGUUUGCUCAGAUGUAGAGCAACAUUUGAUUAUUCUGGAGGAAGAAGAACAGAAGUUUUUGAAGCUGCUGGAACUUCUAGGCAUCUACCAAGAGAAAGGCAGUGUCCUGGUGUUUGUAGAAAGACAGGAAUCUGCAGACAGGCUGCUGAAGGAUCUCAUGAAAUCUUCAUACUCAUGUGUCUCUCUUCAUGGUGGUAUUGACCAGUAUGAUCGCGACUCAAUUAUUGAGGAUUUUAAAGCAGCUAAUGUGAGGCUAAUGGUUGCCACAUCAGUGGCUGCUCGAGGUCUAGAUGUAAAGCAUUUGAUCCUAGUGGUUAACUAUGACUGCCCAAACCACUAUGAAGAUUAUGUACACAGAUGCGGGAGGACAGGUCGAGCUGGUAGGAAGGGUUAUGCUUACACCUUCAUAUCCCCAGACCAAGCAAAGUUUGCAGGUGAUGUUAUCAAAGCAUUUGAAGUCAGUGGCCAGAAGGUUCCAAAUGAACUCAAUGAAAUUUGGAAACAAUAUGUUGAAGAUCAGAAAGCAAGUGGUAAGCAAAUUCAAAAGAAUAGUGGAUUCAGUGGUAAAGGCUUUAAGUUCGAUGAAACAGAAAGAGAACUUGCAAACGAAAAGAAAAAACUACAGAAGGCGUCGUAUGGCUUACAAGAUUCAGAUGAAGAAGAGUUGGGACUGGAUAUUGAUGAGAAAAUUGAGACAAUGUUUGCAGCCAAGAAACGAGUGAAGGACAUUUCAGCCGCAGAAGCCGCUAUUGGUAUUUCAAAGACUGUCACACAAGAUCCAUCAGGUCCUGUAAGCAAUGUUAACCUUGAAAAGGCCAAGCGAUUGGCUGAGAGGAUUAAUCGUAACUUAGAGGGCGAUAGACACAAUGUAAUGCAACAGGCAACUCAAGCGGUUAUGGACGGCAGGACUAUUGCACCUCCUACAGUCUCGGCUAAGUUGAUUGCAGAACAGUUAGCAGGAAAAUUGAAUGCCAAGCUGAAUUAUACCCCAAAGGUUGAGGAGGAGGUUGUAGAAGAACAAAAAGAAACAUGCAAAAAAUAUGAAGAGGAAUUACAGAUCAAUGAUUUCCCACAGACCGCAAGGUGGAAGGUCACAUCGAAAGAAAAUCUUGCGCAAAUUCAGGACUACAGUGAUGCAGGAAUUACAAUUCGAGGAACAUUUUUUCCACCAGGAAAAGAACCAAAAGAUGGUGAAAGGAAGCUUUACCUUGCUAUUGAAAGUGUAUCUGAGUUGGCUGUACAAAAAGCAAAAGCAGAAAUUAUUCGGCUUAUUAAGGACGAGCUUAUUCGUUUGCAAAAUUCUUAUCAACCGACAAACAAAGGUCGUUACAAAGUGCUUUAAGUUCUACAUUACCAAAUCAGUUUCAUCUUGUCACAAACACCUCCAACCAUCUUCAAGAAAUGGUGUCAUUUAGUUGUGUUCAGGUGUAUACGGUACUGUACCUACUGUACUGUAUAAUAUUUUUGGUAUAACAUAAUUAUUCAUAUAAAACCCAAGACCCUGUAAUUUUUAAUUUGUUGCUGUACUACUUGAGACAAAAUUAUACUUGAAUGCAAUCAAUAAAUGAUUUCUUAAUGUAUUAUGUAGUGGGCAAAUAGUAAAUGAUGGAAUAAAUCUUUAUCAAGUUCAUAUUUACCUAAAUUAUGUUGAAUGUCAUUUUGACCAACAGUGGAGCCCAUUAUGAUGUGAACUAUGACCCCUUAAUAGUGUAAUGUUGCUGAGUGAGGCUAAGUUGGUAUCCAGACUUAAAUUCUAAUACCUGUAUAGCAGUAGUAGUAUUUUUCGUAAUUGUCAAUAUCUUAUAGAUGUUUAAUUGGUGAUAUUGGAUACCAAAAGAGGUGAAAAGAAAGUGCUUGCUCUGAAGACUUUAUAUUUGGUACACUCAUGAUAAAUUACAUAGCAAUCACUAUAAGAAUGACCCCAGAAAAGGACCAGGUGGAGAGAUAGCAUAGAUUAAAGCUACACAAAUGGUGUAACAUACAGCUAGAAGUCAUCACCUAUGCCAAAACCAUACAUGUUCUUUAUUAUAGAUGCACUCUGGCUGGGUAUAUAGUCACUUAAAAUAAUUUGUGUUCUAAUUUUUUUUUUAAAUCCUCAAACAUUUGCUUACAAAUUUUUAAUGGCUCACAUUUAAAGAUCCAGCAAGUUAUCAACUUCCUUAUAGAAACCUUAGUGUGCACUUACAACAAAUUCUUAUUGUGUACUAAUUUGUGGCUAUGCAAAAAAGUAGGAAUAAAGAAUAUAUUUUCCCAUUCAAAUUUUCAUUUGAUUAAUAAAUAAAUUUAAUUACAU